This is a messenger RNA of Sus scrofa (pig), 2556 nucleotides long. RefSeq names its product dynein axonemal intermediate chain 1 (gene DNAI1). Gene Ontology annotation, molecular function: dynein heavy chain binding; dynein light chain binding. The record is from RefSeq and is a predicted model, not a curated record. Gene Ontology annotation, cellular component: outer dynein arm. Gene Ontology annotation, biological process: cilium movement; outer dynein arm assembly. Lineage: Eukaryota; Metazoa; Chordata; Mammalia; Artiodactyla; Suidae.
GGCGCCUGCGCCUUGGCUGCCGGUUGGUUGCUGGGUAACCGCGUCAGGGAGGAGCCGAUUCCACUCUGCAAGGGCACGGAGACCCACAGCGACAGUUGUCCCCAAAGAACCCCUGAGAUUGGGAAUUGAAGUGAAAGAGAAUCCGGAUUUCCUGUGCAUGAUUGAGGGAACGGACAGUCUUCUUGUCCUCAGGCGAGGGAGCGUUUUGUAGGUGCUCCAGGAGUUGAGGUGCUUCCUGCUUCUUUGAAGAUGCCCCACAAACAGCCGCCUCAUAAGCAGAGCUUCACCAUGGGAAGAGGAGCCAGGAAGAAAGAUGAAGAUUCAGGGACCGAUGUAGGGGAAGGGACAGAUGAAUGGGCCCAGUCCAAAGCCACAGUUAGACCCCCUGACCAGCUGGAUUUGACUGAUGCGGAGCUAAAGGAGGAGUUCACCCGGAUUCUGACAGCCAACAAUCCACACGCACCCCAGAACAUUGUCAGGUACAGCUUCAAAGAAGGCACGUAUAAGCUAAUUGGCUUUGUGGACCAACUGGCAGUUCACUUCAGCCAGGUCGGGAACCUGAUCCCCAAGGACUCGGAUGAAGGCCGGCGACAGCACUACCGUGAUGAGUUAGCAGCAGGUUCUCAGGAGUCCGUCAAGGUGGUGAUUUCAGAAACGGAAAUCCUUGAAGAAGAAGAAGAGCCCAAGGAAGCCGAAGCUGGGAGUCAGACAGAUGUGCCUACUGCUGAGGCAUCUGAGAAAGUGGCUGAAGAAGAACUGAUAACUCCUAAGCAGCCCAAGGAGCGAAAGCUCACCAACAAGUUCAACUUCAGUGAGAGGGCGUCACAGACCUUCAACAACCCCCUCCGGGACCGAGAAUGCCAGAUGGAGCCUCCUCCCAGGACAAACUUUUCAGCCACAGCCAAUCAGUGGGAGAUCUAUGAUGCCUACGUAGAAGAGCUUGAGAAGCAGGAAAAGACCAAGGAGAAGGAGAAGACGAAAACCCCGGUGGCUAAAAAAAUGGGGAAGAUGGCCAUGAGGAAGAUGACAUCUAUGGAGUCUCAGAGUGAUGACAUCACCAAAGUGACCCAAGCUGCUAAAAUCGUGGAGCGGAUGGUCAACCAGAACACCUACGAUGAUGUUGCUCAAGAUUUUAAGUACUACGAGGAUGUUGCUGAUGAAUACCGGGACCAGGAGGGUACGCUGCUGCCUCUCUGGAAGUUCCAAAAUGACAAAGCCAAGCGGCUGGCCGUCACCGCCCUCUGCUGGAAUCCAAAGUAUAAUGAUCUGUUUGCAGUGGGAUAUGGCUCCUAUGACUUCAUGAAGCAGAGCCGGGGCAUGCUGCUGCUCUACAGCAUGAAGAACCCCAGCUUUCCCGAGUACAUCUUCAGCAGCGAGAGCGGCAUCAUGUGUCUGGACAUACACGUGGACCACCCCUACCUGGUGGUGGUGGGCCACUACGACGGCAACGUGGCCAUUUACAACCUCAAGAAACCCCACUCCCAGCCGGCCUUCCGCAGCUCAGCCAAGUCUGGCAAGCACACGGACCCCGUGUGGCAGGUCAGGUGGCAGAAGGAUGACAUGGACAACAACCUUAACUUCUUCUCAGUGUCAUCUGAUGGAAGGAUCGUGUCUUGGACGCUUGUGAAGAGCGAGCUGGUUCACACCGAAGUCAUCAAGCUGAAGGUGGAGGGCAGCAGCUCGGAAAGUCUCGAGGGCUUACAGAUCCACACAGUGGGCUGUGGCACCGCCUUUGACUUCCACAAAGAGAUAGACUACAUGUUCCUAGUGGGCACAGAAGAAGGGAAAAUCUACAAGUGCUCUAAAUCCUACUCCAGCCAAUUUCUGGACACCUACGAUGCCCACAACAUGGCAGUGGAUGCUGUGUCCUGGAACCCGUACCACACCAAGGUCUUCAUUUCCUGUAGCUCCGACUGGACGGUGAAGAUCUGGGACCACACUGUCAAAACCCCGAUGUUCAUCUAUGACCUAAAUUCGGCCGUGGGCGACGUGGCCUGGGCGCCAUACUCUUCCACUGUGUUUGCGGCAGUCACCACCAAUGGGAAGACCCACGUGUUUGACUUGUCCAUCAACAAAUACGAGGCCAUCUGCAGCCAGGCCGUGGUGGCCAAAAAGAAGAACAAGAUCACCCACGUGCAGUUCAACCCCAUCCACCCCAUCAUCAUCGUGGGCGAUGACCGUGGGCACGUCACCUGCCUCAAGCUCUCACCCAACUUGCGAAAGAUGCCCAAGGAAAAGAAGGGGCAGGAAGUGCAGAAGGGUCCAGCCGUGGAAAUCGCAAAAUUGGACAAACUGCUGAACCUGGUGAGGGAAGUGAAAACCAAGACCUGAGGGCCUGGCCUAUUUCUUGAACCUGGUACUGGUAGCCCCUGACCUUGGCACCCCCUCCCAGCCUGAGCACCCAGUCUGUGUGUGACCCCAUCCCUGAUCAGAUCCCAGCAUCUGCCCUCAGUGGCCUGCUCCAGCCCUGGUCCCAGCACCUCACCCCAGGGCUUGGCCCUCAACCCCCAUUACCCCCUCCCACUGUGCCCAAAUAAACCUGUGUCUGGAAGCCCA